GGACUGCAACGAUGGUUCGCCCGACCAACCCAGCGAGCGAGCGCGCUUGCCAGAGAGCGAGAGCGAGCAACAGCGGCGUCAUCGACUUCUCUGUCCAUGGCCUGUCUAUAAACCCAGCCGGAAUCCUACUUUGGCACGCGCUUCCCUGCACGAUGUUCAAUAUACCGUUGUCCGUUGCAGUCGUCUGCUACAUUUAAAGCUUGUGGCCAGGCCCUAAUAUUGCUGAACUUCUUGGUAGAGGGCGCAGCGUGGUCUGCUCGUCUUCGCUCAGGUCGGAUGGUUUGAGAGGAAGAGGAGGAGGAGGAGGAGAAGCCUCUGAGGUUGCUGCGACAAGGGGUAGCUGAGGGGAAGCGGGAGUAGGCAAUGCGCAGGAUGGAGGGGGAUGGUGGAAGGAUGAAGGAGGAAGGGGAUGUGGGGUGAGCGGGAGAGUGUUUUGGGGGAGAAUUCUGGGGGAUUGAUUGCAUGUGGAGGUAGGAGGUUGAGGAAGAGGAACAAGAGGAGGAGGAGGAGGAGGGGAGAUCAGGUGGUGGUGCGGAUGAGGUGAUGAGGAGGGAGGAGAGAGGGUGGUGCCGGGUAUGUGUUCAUGGCCGGGGUGGAAGAAGUGGGAGCACGGCCCUCCGGCGCUCCAGCUUCUGAAGACGAGCAGAGUGGAAGCAGCGGGCGAGGGAGAAAGCGGGGAAAGCAAUCGGGUGGGAACAAUCAAUUAGCGGUGUUGGAACCGGGGCGGAAACCCCGUGGGCGACCUCCAGGAUCGAAGAAUAAGCCCAAGCCUCCCAUUAUCAUUAUGCGGGAGAAUGGACAGGCGAUGCGGCCACACAUCCUGGAGGUUGCGGGAGGUUGCGACGUGAGCGACUCCGUGGCGUCGUUCUCCCGGCGGCGGCAGCGAGGAGUUUGUGUAAUGGGAGCUAGCGGCACAGUGUCGAAUGUGACGCUGCGCCAGCCUACGACGGCCGGCGCAACCAUCACGUUUCAUGGGCGGUUCGAGAUCAUCUCCCUCUCCGGCGCAUUUCUUCCCCACCCCUCGUCGCAGCCUACCACGGGGCUCACUGUUUCUCUAGCCGGAGCCGCUGGGCAAGUGCUAGGGGGGAGCGUGGUAGGGACACUAAUGGCAGCGGGACCUGUGGUUGUGAUUGCGGCGUCGUUUAUGGGACCAACCUUUGUACGGCUGCCUCUCGAUGCUGAUGAUGAAGGUCCAAGCGGGGGGUUGACAAUUGUGGGUGGGAGCUCCAACCAGCCACCUCCGUUGGCUAUCCAGGCCCCCGAGUUAAAUUAUCCACCGGGGUUGCAGUCGCUCUACAACAUUGUCACACCACAGAACCCCAACCUGAACAACCCGCAGCAGCAGCAGCAACUGUCCACGCAGGAUGUGCUGAGUCACUGGGCAUCUUCCGGAGGCGGGGGCAGUGGUGGCCAUCAGCAUGGUCAUGGUCAUCAACGCGGACACUACUCAUGAUGCUAGUUGCGGGAUUCAGCGGUUCCCUUCAUUUUAUUUUAUUUUAUUUUUUUUGAUGCGGCUUGUUAGAACCAGAUUCGGAGGUCAUCAACUGCUGGAGGUGAUCAACCACGCUCGAGGGCUAGAUGAUUAUAUUCUCGAAUGAGUGGCAGUUUCCUGACUCUUUUUUGAUCACACAAUAACUACUGUCCACGUUCUUGGAUGCUUGCAAUUCGGUAGAUGAAGUUAUCCGCUGCCUGGUGACUUGUUAGGACAAGGGACCACUGGUGCAAUUGAUCAACGCCGUGCUUUACCGAGUUGAUUUGAGGCGCCACAAUUGAUCUCCCAGAAGCUAAGCCUUGGCAGCUAAUUGUGUAGCUUCUUAUGAUUCCUUUCAAUGCGAGCUCUUGCUUUGGUGGUCAUGGGGGAUGCAUGAAGAGACUCCCCACUCAGCUUACUCUGAAGAAGCCCGUGUUUCUGCUCGUCUGUGUAGGCACGGUUGUUGUAUCACAGCCUUUUUUUGGAUGCGUAGUAAAACGACUCACUUUUUGUCUCCAACUUUUGUCGCUUACUCGGGCUGUGAGCAUUCUGAUUGAUUCCUAACCAUUUGGCUUCUAUUAUUUCUCACCGGGAUUAGUCUUCGCAGUACCUGAAUUGUAGUGAAUAGCAUACAUAGUGAAAUAUAUAUAUAUAUAUAUAUAUAUAUAUAUAUACAUUGAAAUUACAAGUGAAUACGGGAUGGAUCAUUUCUGCCACGGAUGGUCUUGGGCGUGGUUAUCUCUUGCCUGUGACUUCGCUGUAGGCUUUGAUGAACUCUCUUAAUACAUUCAUGCAGCUUUAUGUCUA
Messenger RNA from Physcomitrium patens, 2278 nucleotides. RefSeq names its product AT-hook motif nuclear-localized protein 16. Gene Ontology annotation, cellular component: nucleus. Lineage: Eukaryota; Viridiplantae; Streptophyta; Bryopsida; Funariales; Funariaceae. The record is from RefSeq and is a predicted model, not a curated record. Gene Ontology annotation, molecular function: DNA-binding transcription factor activity; minor groove of adenine-thymine-rich DNA binding.